Vicia villosa (hairy vetch) is the source of this 1643-nucleotide messenger RNA. RefSeq names its product RNA-directed DNA methylation 4-like. Lineage: Eukaryota; Viridiplantae; Streptophyta; Magnoliopsida; Fabales; Fabaceae. The transcript is spliced from 10 exons. Bases 296 to 1381 code for a protein of 361 amino acids. The record is from RefSeq and is a predicted model, not a curated record.
GAAUUAGUCGGUUUGAGCUGGUUUCCUGUUUUUUGUCCUGCCAUACUCACAAUGGUGAGGUUAGGGUGCCCGGUGCCCAGUGCCCACUAAGCCAAAAUCCAUUGCCCGAUCAACCCCUAUUGCCCUUCUGUUUCCCUUUUUGUCACCGACUUUUCUCGAACCUAAUAUAAGUACAACAACUACUAAAACAAGACUUUCAGUAAAUUUGUGGAAGGCAGCGGGACAAGAGUUUAGUAAACACUGCCGUGAAAUUGAAGGGUUUUUCUUUUCUUUGCUUCUAAACCAGUCGCCAAUUAUGGCGGAAAGCUCCUCUGCUCCGGCUCCACCUCCACCCAAACCCGUCGUGGUUAGGGUCAAACGAAAACCCUUCCAUUCUCCACUCGACGCUUUCUGGUUGGAAAUCAACGACAGGCCAUUCAAGCGCCCUCUCUUGGAUUUCGGAAAUCUAUCUAUCUCCGAUUCUUCUCCAUUAGGGGAAAUUCACAACAAGAAGGUUUUGGUGCAACAUGUGGAGACAAUAAGCAGCUCUGAGGUCACUUUAGAUAUUGUGCAGUCAUUUGUGGAUCCUGGUUCCAAAAGUGCUUCUAAAUCUAAGUCAAAAGUUGAGGAAAGGAAGAACCUCUUCAAAAAAGUCAACAAGCAAGAUCAGCUCUUGUUUAAAGCUAAACAAGAAAAAGAGUCUUCAGCGAAAGAGGCUCGUUUUGAGCAAAUAUGGAAGAGCAGGAAAGUAAACAAGGGGACAUCUGAUGAAAAUGCAUUAAAAGAAAUAUGCCAGUUCUAUGACAUUGUUCGUGUUGACUCUGAAGAACAAAUUAAGAAGGCGCAACACGAAGAUAUCUCCUUGGAGGAUCAAAGACUUCUGUCUAGUUUCCUCCCUUUACUAAGAGAGGUUAUUCCUAAUGCUGCUGCAGAGAUUGAAGUUGAUUUAAGUACUCAAUCCAAACAAGAGGACUAUGUUUAUGACCUCUACACUGUAACGGAUGAGACGAUCAAUGAAGAAAGUUCUUCACAUUCUUAUCCACUUAUUCAAGUUGAUGAUGAAGAUUAUUGUGACGGGCCUGAUGAUUCAGAUUAUGAAACUGAGGACUCAAAUGAUGAAAACCAUCCAAUGAAUGACUACCCAGAGGAGAUUUCGGAAGACAGUGAAGAUUCUGAUUGUGAAUCAGAUGAAAGUGAGCAUAGCAGAUCUAAUAAUGAAUCGUCAGAUGAUGAUGAAGAUGAUGAUGAAGAUGCGGAUGAUGGACACCAUGGUUUUGCUAAAGAUGGUAUUUCUGAUCCAUUGUAUGAUGAGGAUUUUGAUGAUUAUGACGGCCAAGAGGUAGACUCUGAUGACGACGACGAUGAUCCGGAUAAUGAACAAUUGAAGUGGUCUUACAGAUGAAGCUAUCGGAUUAUUCAUAAAAUCCUGCAAAAAAAAAAAUGUGUUGCUUCUAAUUUGUAGUUGAUGAAGUUUCGAAUUUCUUAGUUUGUUUACAUUUUAGGCAACUGGGCUCAUUUGUAAUGGGAGUUCACAAAAAUAUCCACCAGGGUUGGUUAUUUUGUCCAAUUAGUAAUUUGAGCGUGGAUAUGUCUUAAAAAAGUUUUCUAAUUUCAGAUUGUAUAUGAUUCUUUCUUUAUAGACUAAAAGGUGUGUGAAUAUGAUA